Molecule: messenger RNA, 1698 nt
Organism: Daldinia caldariorum
Lineage: Eukaryota; Fungi; Ascomycota; Sordariomycetes; Xylariales; Hypoxylaceae
Product: P-loop containing nucleoside triphosphate hydrolase protein
Exons: 4
Coding region: 115-1365 (416 amino acids)
Cellular component (GO): cytoplasm
Molecular function (GO): GTP binding; ATP hydrolysis activity
Source: RefSeq, a predicted model, not a curated record
CCAAUUCCAAUUCCAAUUCCAAUUCCAAUUCCAACAUCCCACCAAACCUAGGUACCUAAACUAAAGUACCUAGGUAGAUAACUCACCCUACCUAGAGCUCUAAAGAAGUGCGACAUGCCGCGGGAUCCUUUGAUCGGCCUUGUAGGCAAGCCUUCUGCUGGCAAGAGCACGACUCUAAACAGCUUAACCGAUGCGACAUCCAAAGUUGGAAACUAUCCUUUUACCACGAUCGAUCCACAACGAGCCAUAGGCUAUCUCCAAAUAGCAUGCGCUUGCGAGCGUUUUGGCGUACAGGAUAAAUGUAAACCUAACUAUGGAUCGUGUGUUGAAGGCCGCCGUUCCGUACCGAUCGAGCUUCUCGACGUAGCUGGUCUUGUUCCCGGCGCGCAUCAGGGCAGAGGUCUCGGCAACAAGUUCUUAGACGACCUCCGGCAUGCGGAUGCUCUGAUCCAUGUUGUCGAUGCGAGUGGAAGGACGAAUGCCGAGGGCGAGAAUACGCGAGGAUAUGACCCCUCGCAGGAUAUCGCCUGGUUGCGCGGUGAGAUUGUCGCCUGGAUUAAAGGGAACCUGUGGGAGAAAUGGGGCUCUAUCAAGAGGCGACAUGUUGCUGUUAAAGCUACUGCUGUUGAGACCCUACAGGGGCAGUUCUCGGGUUACGGAAGUACGGCGGCAGUAGUAGCACGCACCCUAGACCGCCUUAACCUGAAAGAACCGCUAGAGAACUGGACCGAGGAGACAGUAGACCGUGUCGUCAGCGCAUUUACCGACGAGAAGUUCCCUACAGUAAUCGCCUUAAACAAAAUUGACGACCCUGAUGCCUAUAAGAACCUCAUGAAGAUCACUAAGGUGCAGGAUCCCAAUACGGUGGUUGCUUGUUCCGCCAAAGCCGAGCUGUUCCUACGAAAGAUGGCCAAACAAGGCUACAUAAGGUAUACAGAGGGGACGGAGUUCGUAGAUACACGCGAAGACCUAAUAGCCGACGGCGACCCGGACGGAGGGGGUCUAAAGGAGUUGGAUGAUAAGAAUAAGAGCAUUAUUGAGGAGUAUAGAGAUUUGAUUUUAUUCCGAUAUGGCUCCACUGGCGUCGUCCAGGUUCUUUCGAAGGCGGCGGAAAUACUGGGCCUCGUCCCCGUCUUCCCGGUACGAAAUGUCUCGACUUUUGGCUCCGGUUCGGACACGAAAGCCGUGUUCCGAGAUUGCGUCCUCGUGAAGAAGAACUCGACAGUUGGUGAAGUCGCGAGAAAAGUUAUGGGCGACGCGCCAAUUGCCUAUAUAGAAGGUGUGGGAGGCGUGCGAGUAUCAGAAGAUGCUAUCGUGUCCGCGGGCAAAAACGAUGUCUUAUCGUUUAAGAUAGGUCGAGCGUGAUAAAUGACGUCGCUUGAUUGAACAUAUGUAUCUUAUAGUGUUUUUUAUAGAAACCUUCAAGGUUCAUUGUCACAUGAAACCAUUUAAUCAGUAUGUCAUUACUAUAGUAUCACAGCUUUUUCAUAACUUUGGCAUGUAUAGAUUAUUCUCUGGAGAGGGUAUAUUCAAACACCCGAUGCUCAUUACGCGCGGUUAUUGUUGGUACUCUUCUGGAUACAAAGCGUUCCGGAACCAGAAGCAACUCGUAUCGAGGGAUUUCUGCGAAAAAAAUUUUUCUUCUUUUCAUCACCGCAUCGACAUUUUAGAGAAAAGAGAAAGAGAUAUUUCAGCGGG